AUGUCAAGCGGUCUACCUUAUCUGAACAAGCUGCGCAAGCCGGAGCUGGUCGAGUUUGCCGAGAAAACCGACCUGGAAGACUAUGCGACCUACAAUAAGAAUGAGCUCGUGGUCGCGCUGGACAAGCACCUUCGCGACAAUCGGUCUAUCUUUGCGGGCGACAAGAAACUCGCCGAGUACUACAAGCGGCUGGCGCAGCCAGCACGUGCCGCCUCGCCUGUGAAGCGCGAAGCCCGAGUCGAGGUUUCUCCCGUGACCGAGAAAAAGAGCGUCAGUCGGCGAUCGACCAAGAAGAAGGAGACAGAGGAGGAAUCUGACGAAGCGGCCAAGUCUCCUAGUGUGUUGCGCACGUCGGCGCGAGCGGCGCGAACCUCUCUCGAUGCGCAUGCGCCGCUGCCUCCCUCGCCGGCCGUCGUGACCGACGCCAUUGACCGGCAGACGACGAAGAUGCGCGAGGGUUUGGAGAGCGCAUGGACGGCUUCGGGCGUUCUGGAACGAUCGCACGCGCUGCGCGCCACUCUGAGCAGUCUCAAGGCCGUCGAGACCAUCGUGUUGCUGUUGGAGGGUGGCAGCGUUCUGAAGGAGCUCCUCCCGCUGCGCUAUCUCACCACUGUCCCCGAAGUGCCUGCGGUUCGACUCCCCGCCGUCCACAUCAAGGUCCCGGACUUCUUUGUGCUGCUCACCGGCGCGUUCUGGGCGCCUCUCACCCUUUGGCUUCUGACCGGUCUUGUCCUGCCGUUGGUCUUUGCCUACUUUUUCAACCUGAGCUUGCAGGCUGCCGGUGGCAACGGUGGCUCUCACACGCCUGCGCGUCGUGGUCGCCCGUCGGCCUCGGCUUCCCGCGCCAGCUUUGAUCCGCUGAGUUUCAACAUCGCCAAGGCUCUGCUGGUGUACCUUGUGUACGCGGACAAGUUCACUUUCUGGGACGUGUUCAGCAACUUUGCUAUCAGCAAGGUCAACACUGCUGUCCCCGGGCAUUGGGCUGGCAUGUUGACUGGGACUGCUAUCGGCGUCAUUGGCACUCUGUACGAGGCUAUCCUGCGACGUUAG
Molecule: messenger RNA, 1050 nt
Organism: Penicillium alfredii
Lineage: Eukaryota; Fungi; Ascomycota; Eurotiomycetes; Eurotiales; Aspergillaceae
Exons: 3
Coding region: 1-1050 (349 amino acids)
Cellular component (GO): membrane
Source: RefSeq, a predicted model, not a curated record